CAGGACUCGGGUUCAGCGGAAGUCGUCUUCUAGUGAAUGGCUUCUUUCGUAUGCAUUUCGUUUGUUUCGAUAAAGCUACAGAAGCUUACUUGGAACGACAUGUAGAAAGAGACUGAUUUGCUCCUAUCGGCAUCAGAUACUUUUUGAUGUAGAUUUUCUUUUUUUAACUCAUAAAAUCUACGUUGUUUCUCAUUUAGCCUGAAAGCUAACUUGGGCGAGCUAACGUGGCGUCAUAAACAUUAGCUGAGGAAGCGUGCGCUGCAGCUUUGCUUAUUUUGCUUCAGAUACUGCCCUUUUAACCUAUAAGAGACAACAAUGGGAUCAUCAAAGAAGCACAAGGAGAAGAGCCGCGACAAGGACACGGAAGAGCGCCGUCGUGAGCAUAAAAAACACCGGCACAAGGACCGAGAAGAGCGCGACAGUGGCCGGGAGAAGGAGAAACGCAGGCGGUCUAGGUCCCGGGAACGGAGUGGUCGUGAGAGCCGCAAAGGUGAGCGCAGCAGCGGUGAACCUCGAAUCAAAAAGGAGAAGCUUGAUGCUGGAUAUGACACUCACGCAGAACACGAACCCAAGUCUGCUGGUGGAGAUGCAUCACUUAGCAUCGAGGAAACAAACAAACUUAGAGCAAAACUUGGGCUUAAGCCUCUGGAGCUCGGUGAAAGUAAGAAAGAAGCAGGGACCAAAGAAGAUCCUGUUGUGGCUGAGACUAUUAACCCUGUGGUCAUCGCACAGCAAAAAGAAAUCAGAGAGAAGCUAGCAGCCCUGAAAGAAAAACGAAUUCUAAAUCAAAAACUGGGGAAAGUAAAAUCCUUAGCAGAUGAGGACUGGCUGGAUGACACUGCAGCUUGGGUUGCACAGACACGAAAAUUGGAAAAGGAAAAAGAAUUGGCUGAAAAACGGGCAAAGCUCCUGGAGGAGAUGGAUCAAGAGUUUGGCGUCAGCGAUCUUGUUGAGGAAGAAUUUGGACAUAGCAGGAAACCAGCCUACUCAGCUCGAGACUUGAAAGGACUCAAAGUACAGCACAAGACGGAAUCCUUUGCCGAGGGUCAGACUGUCAUCCUGACUCUAGAAGAUAAAGGUGUACUCGAUGAAGAGGAAGACGUUCUCGUAAACGUGGGACUGAUAGACAAAGAAAAAGCAGAUAAAAAUGUGGAGCUUAAAAAGAAAAAGCCAGACUACAAGCCUUAUGAGGAAGAGGAGAACGUGGAUGACAUGAUCACAUUUAAAAAACGUUCUGUGCUGUCCAAAUAUGAUGAGGAGAUUGACGGGGAAAAGAAAAAGAGCUUCCGUCUGGGAGCAGGGGGAUAUGCUGAUGGUGAACGGGAGAGGGAGCUCCAGGCUAUGAGGGAAACGCUCCGAAGUCAGGCCCAGACUUUGGAAGUGCCUGCUCUCACCAUUGCCUCUGAAUACUACACAGAACAGGACAUGGUUGGCUUCAAAAAGACAAAACGCCGCGUGAGGAAGAUCAGAAAGAAGGAAAAGGCAUUAAGUGACUUUCUCCCGGAUGAUACUCGCAGCUCUGACUUUGGCUCCAGAGUGGCGGGGAAAGGACGCAAAGAGUUAGAUGAGAGUGGUGAGGGAGAAAAAGUAGACGAAAGUAAAAUUACUCUAAACCUUCCUCAAAUGUCUGAUGACGUGAGAAUGGCUGAAAUGGAUAUAAGUGACGAUGAGGACUUUAUACCUCCCGAACCAGCUGUGAUUGAGGAGGACGAGGCUGAGGAGGAGCUGCAUAAACAACUGGAAAAGCAGAGGAAGCUCAGGCAAAAGCAGCUCCUCAAAGACUCUGGGGAGAAGGUGGCACAGCAGCUCAAAAAGAUAGAGAAACCUCACAGAGAUAAUGAUCCAGAUAAAAAGAACAACAUUGUGUUUAAUGCCACGUCUGAGUUUUGCAGAACACUCGGUGAUAUUCCCACCUAUGGUCUCUCAGGUAACAGAGAGGACCAAGAAGACAUAAUGGACUUUGAACAGGAGGAGGAAAAGGAGGAUGGUGGAGACUCAGAUGCAGAGAUGGAUGAAAAUGUGGGUUGGAGCACAGUGAACUUGGAUGAAGAGCAAAAACAACCUGAUUUCGCAACUGCCUCCACUACUAUUCUGGACGAGGAGCCAAUUGUCAACUCUGGUCUUGCUGCUGCGUUACUUCUGUGUAAAAAUAAAGGUCUACUGGACACUCAAAUGCAGAAAGUGGCUCGUGUCAAAGCACCAAAACCCACUUUGCCCAACGAAAACUACUGCAUUGAGGACAAAAUGGGUUUUGAUGACAAAUACAGCCGCAGAGAAGAAUACAGAGGCUUCACACAAGAUUUCAAGGAUAAAGAUGGCUAUAAACCGGAUGUAAAGAUUGAAUAUGUAGAUGAGUCAGGGCGCAAACUCACACCAAAAGAGGCUUUCAGACAACUCUCUCAUCGUUUCCAUGGGAAGGGCUCUGGAAAGAUGAAAACGGAGAGAAGGAUGAAAAAGUUGGAAGAGGAGGUGCUUCUGAAAAAGAUGAGCAGCAGUGAUACUCCUCUUGGAACUGUGGCCCUGCUUCAGGAAAAACAGAAGUCACAAAAAACACCAUACAUUGUGCUCAGUGGAACUGGAAAGAGCAUGAAUGCAAACAACAUAACUAAGUGAAUUCAGAAAAUAACUGAAUUGAAAAAUACACAAUUAUAUAGUAUACAAUGAUUUUAGGUGGCAACUGUGAUUACAUCUGUGUAAUAAAAACGUGUUGUAUAUUGUUCAAUAAAUUAGUUA
Periophthalmus magnuspinnatus is the source of this 2733-nucleotide messenger RNA. RefSeq names its product spliceosome associated factor 1, recruiter of U4/U6.U5 tri-snRNP (gene sart1). The transcript has a single exon. Bases 316 to 2613 code for a protein of 765 amino acids. Gene Ontology annotation, biological process: maturation of 5S rRNA; mRNA cis splicing, via spliceosome. Gene Ontology annotation, cellular component: U4/U6 x U5 tri-snRNP complex. The record is from RefSeq and is a predicted model, not a curated record. Lineage: Eukaryota; Metazoa; Chordata; Actinopteri; Gobiiformes; Gobiidae.